UUUGCCGGUGCCCGUUUUGGGUCCCUACUCCCGAGCACUGGGUUCAUGUUGCUUUCCUGCUUUUCAUCCUCUCCCUGUUCCGUUUCCCUGUGGCCUGGCACCAUUAAUUAUCUUCAGACGUUUUCCAGUUCUGCAUAUGUUCUGCUCAACUUGAAGGAAUUGUUCUCACGGCUGCGUCGAUCAUCUGCUGAUCUCGUUAUCAGCCAAUUCUCCUCUUUGCCAGGGAAUAGAAAGAACAGAUUCCUGCCCUGCAAGCUGCUCUGUUGCUCGAAUUCUCCUCCCUUCCUUACUUCUGACUACACGACUCAAAUUGCCUGUACAACAUGCACAUCACAAGUUCAGUCCUUGCUGAAUUUCUUUAUCUGCAUUCAGGUCUUCAUUUUCCGGUACAGCAGAGUAGUGUACAAGUAUAUAGAGUACACUCACUGCUAGUGAGUUCCUGUAGUGAAAGACACUCCACUGGUCCUGAUCACGACUGAUGAGAGGAGCUAGCACUCAUGGUCUCAUCUCAUGCUUUUAUCUGCUUUGGUCAGUGCCCUUCAAGGCUUCAUCACUUGGCUGAGGCCUGAGGGCGCUUUCUGUCCAUGCCCAUGCCGUCCCGUCCUCCGAUGCUGUGGCCGCUCCACUCCCCUUGUCCGCUUCUCUUUUGCAGCUUCUCACCGCCGCCGCCGCCGCCGGCCGGUCUCACCAGUGACCGCCUCCGGCCUUGAUUUCUUUCGUCCCAUCCAUGGGCACGCCGCUACGGAUGCCCCACAUGUCCACCUGUAGCAACGUCGCGCCCGCUCCCGCGCCCGAGGCGCCGCGCGCGCCGCCGUCGUCGCCGCUGGACUACGACGUGGUGGUGAUCCUGGCGGCGAUGCUGUGCGCGCUGGUGUGCGCGCUGGGGCUCAACUCGAUGCUCCAGUGCGUGGUGCGGUGCACCCGCCGCGCCGUGGCCGACCCCGUCGGCUGGGUCGCGCACCGCCGCGCCAGCGCCGGGCUCAAGCGCGAGGACGUCGUCGCGCUGCCCGUGGUCACCUACUCCGCCUCGCCGCCGGCGGCCGCGGCGGCGGGGUGCGCCAUCUGCCUGUCGGACUUCGCCGACGGGGAGAGGAUGCGGGUGCUCCCCGUGUGCGGGCACCGGUUCCACGUCGUGUGCAUCGACAGGUGGCUCGCCUCGCACGGCUCCUGCCCGACGUGCCGGCGCCGCCUCUCCGAGUCCGGCGGUGGCCACCGCCACCUGCAAGUUUUGACGGCUGUUUAACCGAUCAAUCGGAUAGCUAUACUGUUUUCCUUUUUUUUUGUUCUCGAGAUCAUUGCUUCCGGCAUAGUAUGUGUGUAUGUAACGUAAAGAUCUUAGAUCCUGAGCUUGACGGUGGCAUGCUCAUCGCCUCAUCCGGUAUAGCUUGUUUGAUGUGGUUCACUUUGCCAUCCUGCAUGUACGUGUACACCUUACCACCAUGAGUUAUGAGAUGUUUAUUGCUCCUUUAUUACUGAAUUAUUGUGACAAGAUCACAUAUG
Panicum virgatum (switchgrass) is the source of this 1500-nucleotide messenger RNA. RefSeq names its product RING-H2 finger protein ATL74-like. Gene Ontology annotation, biological process: protein ubiquitination. The record is from RefSeq and is a predicted model, not a curated record. The transcript has a single exon. Lineage: Eukaryota; Viridiplantae; Streptophyta; Magnoliopsida; Poales; Poaceae. Gene Ontology annotation, molecular function: transferase activity. The coding region runs from base 728 to 1243 and encodes 171 amino acids.